This is a messenger RNA of Fomitopsis serialis, 1505 nucleotides long. RefSeq lists its product as uncharacterized. Lineage: Eukaryota; Fungi; Basidiomycota; Agaricomycetes; Polyporales; Fomitopsidaceae. The record is from RefSeq and is a predicted model, not a curated record. The transcript is spliced from 5 exons. Gene Ontology annotation, molecular function: RNA polymerase II cis-regulatory region sequence-specific DNA binding; DNA-binding transcription factor activity, RNA polymerase II-specific. Gene Ontology annotation, biological process: regulation of DNA-templated transcription; cell differentiation; anatomical structure morphogenesis. Bases 1 to 1401 code for a protein of 466 amino acids.
AUGACCUCCGCUCCGGCCACAAUCCUCGGCUGGAUGUCCAACAUAGCAAGUGGUUCUAAAGCGUGGCCAACUUACUCCUCUACCGAACUUCGAGCAUCUCCAUCUCUCUCCGACAUGCAGCGUCAACCAUAUUAUCGCACUCACUCGCAUAUGAGCGCCACCUCCGAGCGUCGAGCUCAGAGGAACCGCGAGCGGGAUCCAUCGUGGGUCCCGCGACCCCCGAAUGCCUUCAUCAUCUUCCGCUCUGAGUACUCGCGCAAGCACGCGCAGGCCAACCGAAACAACCCACCGACACCUGAAAAGACGCUCUCCAAGAGAGCUGCCGAGGCCUGGAAGGCGCUCUCUGUUCAGGAGAAGGCGCCGUAUAAGGAGAAGGCGGAGCAGGAGCGUCUAGACCAUGCGGAGAAGCACCCCCACUACAGGUACAAGCCACGCAGACGCCAGAGCGACGGCCAGCAGGAGACCGUCGCGAUCUCCAGGCGUGAGCAGGUCGAGUCGCUUGUGCGCCGUACCGCGACCAGAUCGGAAGGCCACUCUUCCGAGUCGGAGUCCGCGAGCGACUACACGUCGGCUUCCAGCCCAGCCUUCCUAUACCUGUCGGGGGCGAGCGCGGCCUGGCAACGGCCGAGUGUGCCCACGGGUGUGAAGAUGGAGUCGUUCGCGGAUUCUCUAUCGCCAUACGACCUCAGUCCGUUUGCGUGGCCCAUCGAGCCCCUGGAUGCCGGGUUCAACCUCUGGUCGAGUGACCCGAGCGCCGGGUUUGCAUCGCCUUCGACGUCGUCGGUACACAGCGCCCCAGACGCGUUUACAUUCGAUACCUCUGACAUCAAGAAUGAGGAUAUUGCGAUCCCGCAACUGGCACGUCCACCAACGUCCACAUCGGCCGUCAGUAGCUCUGUACCCACAUCGACAAGCCCCCUUCUGCGACGGCGGAGGGCUGCGACGGCUUCUGGCGCGUUUCCAUCUCCGCUCACCAUGGUGACUUCGUCGCUCUCCGGGUGGAACACUAUGCCGGUUCCUACCGUCACCGUCUCAGGGGUGGAUCCUACAGCAGAGUCGCCCGCAGAAGCCCGCGUGCCCACGCAGACGUACGUACCGCCCAAUACCAUGCAGUCGUGGCCGAACGAGGCAUUCGUCCCCGCCGGCGCGCUUGCUACGCCCGUCGGCGAAGUCGACUUCGAUCGCACCCCGAGGUCGUCCGAGUUCCCGGUGAACGCGCGACCGAGACCGACGAGCGUCGCUGCGAACACCUACAGCGGCAUCCAGGCGGACAUCGAAUCUUACACGAUGGGGCUGACCGAGCUAGGCAUCGAGCCAGGUAACUAUAGCAUGUCGCCCUUUGGAAACCUCGACAUCAACGAGUUCUUCAAUUUCGACGCGGACGUCGCCGCGCAGGGAUAAAAAAAGACUGAGCCGGAGGCGUCUUCGCGCGGACUAGACGUGGCUGUAUCCACGCUGUUUCACGAUUUUGUUACGCAGAUUAACGGGUGACACGACGUUACGAG